AGAGACUCUGAGGGGCGGCAGGAUGACACGGCGAGACACAGCUGCAUGGGCACGUACCGGAGCGCCAUGGCAGCAGGUGUGCUGGUGAGUUUUGGUUGGGAUUGGUGGCAGCGCCAGCUCAGAGGAGCUUUUGAGACACUGCUACAGAAACUCCUGGAAAGCUGGCGAUUUGAAUCUGAGCAUGCAUCUCACCAACUCCGGAUGGGACAAGAUGGAAUGGGGAAGGGGAGAAUCGGGACAGGAUAUACUCUCAAAAGAGAGCAGGCUUCAACAGUUCAAAAUUAGCUGCUCUGUGUAAAAAGACACAAUAGAUUUCAGGCCUUGGGAUGACUUCUUGUGCCUUUACAUCCCUAUGAAACAAGCAGUGUUGGGAACACAGAAUUUCUGAUUUCCCUACAAAGAAAGUACUAUGUUUUGUAGGUCAGGGUAGAAGGCCAGAACUUCAAGGUUCUCAGGGGCAGGGAUGAUGAGUAACGUUCAUUAAGUGAUCUAAACCAGAGUACAAAGAGAGAGAAGAAUCCUAAAUUCUCUGGGAACGUUUUAUACUAAAGGGGCAGGAAGAGGUUGGACACACAGAAGCAUGAGUACAAGAUCUGAAACCAUGUCAGCGUGCCAAAGCGCAUAAUGGCAAGAAUCAAAUGUUUGUACAUGCAUGUACACAUAUGUGAUAGAUUGUGGGAGAUGGAAUUCAGCUGCAUGUGCUAAAGAAAGGCAGGUUAUAUGCACAAACAUGUCCACACAUGAUGUGACCAAACCAAUUGUCAGCUGUGUGUUGCCAGGAGCAUAUCAGUUGCUAUGUGCCCUUGUGUUAAGUCAGUAUCUGCUUCAGUACAUGAGGUGGGGAUUAUUUCUUAAUGCUCAGCUUACAGCUCUCUCCUUGCAGUAGGAUGUACAAUAUUCAAAUGCUCCCCAAAUCCAAAACUGGAUGUUUCAGAGCAAGAGAUGACAGGCUGUGCUCUGUGCCAAGAAAAAUGGACAGGAGAUAGCACCCCUCAAUGCGAUUAUAUACCGCUCUCUCAUCAAAUUGUGGCACAACUGAAAACUAAAGGUUAGACAACUGGUCCAAUGAAAGCAGUUUAAGGCUGGUGAUGGGCAACAGGCUUGUUUCUCUUAGAAAUCUGAAUAUGAUGUAAAAGAGGGAUCACCUCAUGGUGCACGCACAGCUCAUUCUUGCCCCCAAUAAAAAUAUUUUGCAGGAUUUGGUAUAGCCUCCAAAACCCAAAUGCAUACACUGUGAUGGUCUCUCCCAGACCAUUUCCAGCUAUCUAAAGAACUAUGUCCAUCUCCGGCGUAAGAGGACAGUAAAACCAUGACGUUCCUGCUGUGAACAAGGAAAAACAAAAUGGAUCUCCAAAAUGGAUCCAGAAUUUUAGCAAGGAUAUGAGAUGAAUACAUACUUCUGCCUGCGAAUGAUUUCAUGGGAUUCGAAAGCGUAGGCAUGACGGUUGCCUUCAAGGAGACGAAACUGGCGCUGGAGUUUGGCUAACUCGCUUUCGGCUAGUGGGACACAAAGCCAGUGAAGCAACAGGUGGUUUGGGGAGACAGAGAAAAGAAAGGUGGUUAGAAAGUCCAGCAUGAUGGCCUUCUCUUAAAGACCCCACCUAUCACACCUGGCACAAGAAUUAGGGCAGAGACUAAUGUGGUCCAGGAUUACAGAAAGAAGGGAACUUCCCUGCUGUGUUUGGCACAGAUUUGAUGAGCACAAUCAUGAGCAACUUAAUGACUACCAGUGGUAUUCCAUUUAUAUAAUGAGCUCCAGUUGGCUUUGUUAGGCUUGAGACAAACAGCUGUUUUUAAGAGAGCCAAAAGGGGUUUGAGAGAGGCUUCACUUUCCAUGAACAUGCCCACAGGUUUUGUCCCAAUGUCACUUCUGAACAAACAGGUUUUGCAGGUUCCUGCAACAAUAAAAAAGCCUCCAAGACCUGCAUGCCAGAGAACAUGCUUUUCCUCAUAGAAUUCUGGGCAAUGUGGUUAGUUAAGGGUUGCUGAGAAUUAUAACUCAAUGAGUGUGGACCCUCCAAGUGUCCCUAUUUUCCAGGGACACCCCCAAUUUAGAGAAGGGACGCCCCCAAUUUAGAGAAGGAUCGGUUUCUGAUUCGAUCCUGGAAUGUCCCACUUUUCCUUAGAAUGUCCCUAUUUUCACUGGAGAAAUGUUGGUGGGUAUGGAGUUAUCUGACCCCCCAAGCCAUCUGAAGGCAAUCCUGUAUAGGGAAGUUUUUUAAUGUUCAAUGUUUUAUUACCUUUUUAUGUAUGUUGGAAGCUUCCCAGAGGGGCUGGGGCAACCCAGUCAGAUGUGUGGGGUAUGAAUAGUGAAAUUAUCAUUAAGGAAUGGGACAUCCCUAUUUUCAUUGGAUAAAUGUUGGGCGGUAUGUGAAUGCCCAGAAUUCUUUGAGGGAAAGAAUGUGCUUUAAAGGUAUGGUGUAUAUACAGCCUUAGUGUACACAGCAAUCCUUCUUUCAAAGAGCCUUCAAUUCUCUAAAGAAGAAACACACACGCAAGUAUCAAUGACCUCCAUGUAGCCAAAUGAUAGGUCUCUUUGGUCACUAUCAGGUUCCUGGACCCAGGGAAUCCUUGAGUCUACAGAGCUUGGUCAGUUCUGGGAGGAAUUGGUAGAGCUGCUUUUGCGCUCCUGAUCUAGGCAGCCCUGAUGUGUGGCAUGCUUUGAUCAUUCAGUGCGGUUUAUCAGGAAUGGAUUGUGGAAAGGACUGAGGAACAGAAGAGGCUGUGCUGUCCUUCAGGGGAGGCAGCCAGGGGAGCGAGGCAAUACCUGUUCCCUCUUCAUCAGGACAUGAUUGCUUUUCUGAGCAGGUGCUAAUAGUGCCAAGAACAGACCAACCUUUAUUCUACACUCCAGCCUUAUGGACAUCUGGUCCCUUGGCGGCAGACAGGCUCUUGUUUUGUUCCUCGACUGCCAUUUUUUGUUCACUCCCAGCAAAGCGAAUGACUCAGUCUCUGGAUCCUCACAAAGCCACUGACUCAUGCCCACAUGUGUCCCCCGUAUGCUAGCGAGGAUUUGGACAAUUUGUACCUCCGCUACUUUAAUUUAGUCCCUGCUGCUUUUCAAAGCCAACAUUCACUUAAGAGGCCUAGUUCAAAGAGUAAUUCUUACAAGCUAACCAAGACAUGUGGAAAACAGCCAAGGCGCCCUGGUUCUGUCUCUUUGGCCUCAUUCUUUGGAUACAAAGGCCUUAUUUCUCAUCCCUCUGCUCCCUUUCAAAAGCAGUCCCCUUUAGCAACAUUUUUGCUUGGCUUGAAAAAUAUCCCCCAACUCCUUCCUAGUCACCCUGGCAAAAACUGAAAGGAAAUAUAUAUUAUUUCAUGUAGCUGUCAAAGAAGGAGAUAGCCUCUUAGCUUUAUUUUUGUAUCAGAUUUUGCAGAACUGUCUGGUACCUUCAGUUUGCUUCAACCUGGGAUCAGUUUCAGUGAGUCUGAUGUAGUUAUACACAUUUCACUGCAGACAGUGAGCUACUAGCAUAAAUCUUCUCAGUAAAAAUAUUUAUUAUUGCUGGUUUCAUAGCUUUCUACAUACAUGCACUGGCCUAAGACCACAGCAAUAUUGUCCAUGAAAACCCUUUAUAAAAAUGCCAAAUAUGUAUAUGUAUAUGUAUAUAUAUAUGUGUGUGUAUAUAUAUAUAUAUAUAUGAUGACAUGGGUGCUUUAUAGCAGAGACUUAGGCUAAGAAGUGUCAUGGGAAGUUCCCUAACCACAAGAACGUUUGCCAUAACGUCAGCUGAAUAUCCACAUGUUGUCAAUGCAUUAAAGCAUGCAGCAAUUCAGAAAAGCCUGCACUAACCCCAAACUUCAAAAGUUUAAACUGCUCUGUGAGACAGCAAGAGUGCUCUGCUGAUAUUUCACAAAGUUUGGGGGUGGAAGGAUGCUGUGAGGGAAAACAGCAGCCGCUAAAACACUAUGGGAAGAGCAAGAAUAUAUAUGGAUUUCAGCCUGGAAUAAUCACAUUGGUGGAAACAAUAUUGCAGUGAGCUAAGCAAAAUCAGGGCAGGCCCUCACCAAAUCCAGACUUCAGCUAUCAUUAUUAAAGGAUGUCUUCCUGUUCAGAGAAAGUAGACCUCUAAAUACCAGAUGUUUGGGACAAAAUAGGGACUGUCACUUCCAUGUUCUGCUUGUGAGUUUCCAAAAGCAUCUGGCCAGCUGUCAGAAACAGAAUGUCUUGGAUCCAGAGAGACUUAAUCCAAUCCAAGGAGACUUUUAUGUGCACAGACUUAGUAAAAGCAAACUGAAUGGAGAAAGUGGGCCAGAGAAUGACCUUUCUGUUUCCCUAUUCCAAUGUGUGUGGGGGGGAUUUUCCAUUCAAAUGACACUGGGAUCACAUCACAAGCUGCAUCCAGGGACUCUAGUGUUACAAGCUUCCCACAACAAUAUUCCCAAGUGCAAAUUCUGGCUAUGCAAGUGUUCCUACAGCGGUAUCCUCACUUCCCUCCAUAGGAAUUUACCAAGGCCUUCCAAGUCCACGUCACUGCCAUCUGAGCGGAGGCUUGAAGCAGAUUUGAAGAACGGCAUCUUCGGUUUCUUCCUGCUGGUGGAAAAAAAAUGAUAAAACAAAGUGGGAGGCUAGCAGGUGAGAAUCACUGUCAUAAAAUAACUCAUUCAUGGAAAACAGUGCAGCAUACUGCAUAAAACAUAUGAACGGGGAGACCCAGGUUGGAACACUGCUCGCCAUGACAUUUCCCAGUCUGAUCUUGGGCCAAUCACAUGAGCUUAACCAAGGGGGGGGCAGCUGUCCCCCUCUAGAUCAAGUAAAACAACAGAAAUACUUAACUGCCCAAUCACAUCAGUUCUCCCCCCCUAACGAAAAUCCUGGCUACGCCCAUGGCCAGACACUACAUCUUAGUCCAGUGGUUCUCAAAGUUUUUUUUUUCUGGGCCAGGCUUUCAGAAUAAAAAUUUGCUUGUGCCACACUGAUUUUUUUAUUGAUAAGAAAUACAAUGGAAAACAAAAAGAACUCCUAGCAGUGCUUGAUUUAUAACAAUGAACACAACAUUAUGAAAAACUAUCCAUCCAUAUUCUGCAAAUAAAAAAACAAAUAUUUUGAUACUAAUCUACACUACGCUACACUGAAGUGUUUAAAUGUUUCUUUGAUUGUCCACAAAUCUUUCUGCCACACUUGCCAUCAUCUCUUGCCACACCUCAGGGGUGCUAGGACUAUUAACGGCAAGGGAGCAAGACACCUCUAUUCUGUAUUCUGAGCUCCCUAAAUAAAAAAUAAAUAAAUCCAAAUUAAAGCACACAAAUAAAAUGGCAAUCCAACAUUUUCUCCCGCCAACUGACAUUCAUCCUACCAGCGUGCACAACGCCACAGAAACCUCUAACCAGCUGCAUGCAUCUAAUUCAGGGCUCUGCUUUGUUCGUGGCAAUUAUAUUUUCAUGUGUUUUAGAGUCUGGCAAACUGCCUUGCGAGAUCAAUGCACCCUGAAAGGCAGGUUUUAAAAAGUAAACUUCAUUCUAACUCAGUACUUCAUAUGCAGUCUCUUCUGCUGCAAUAGCCAGCAUACUUCUAUCCGUUACACAGAAUCAUAGAAUCAUAAAAGGGUCCCAAGAGUCUUCUAGUCCAGCCCCCUGCAAUGCAGGAAUCCUGCCCACAGCCAUCAUUGGGUGGCUUCAAACCACCAAACUUCUGGUUAACAGCCAGGUACACUGGCCCAUUGUGCCACCUGAGUGACAAUUUGUGCCUUCAGUAUUUCACCUUUAAGAAACUCCCAUCCAUCUUGAAUUAUCUUCUCUUUGAAUAUUUCUGACCAUGAGACUUCACCUAAUAGUUCCUUAAGAAGCAUUGAAAGACUUCUAAAGGUACCAGUAACGUUCAAGAGCCCAGACUUAUAAAUAUAAUCAUUUCCUUGCUUGCCUGAGGUGGCAGAGAACAGCCUCAAGAUGCCUAUACCCAGGAAGCUUUACAAGAAUUCCCUCUUUCUUUCAGUGUUAAGACAUCAAAACUAGGGGGGCUUUGGGCUAAAAAGGCAAUAUAUAAAUUACUUAAAACAAAUGAUUAACGUAGGUGGUAGCAUUAAAAAAAGUUGUGGGCCAGAAACUUGGGCAGACUUAUCUGCAUAUCCUCCAACAUUUCUCUGAUGAAAACAGGGGCAACCUGUUCAACAGCAGCAACAACAAUCAUUUUAUUAUUUAUACCCCACCCAUCUGACUGGGUUGCCCCAGCCACUCUAGGUAGCUUCCAACAUAUAUAAAAACAUAAUAAAAUAUUAAACAUUUAAAAACUUCCCGAUACAGGGCUGCCUUCAGGUGUCUUCUAAUAGUUGUAUAGUUACUUAUCUCCUUGGCUCGGGGGUCACAUAGCUCCAAUGAAGAUAGGGACACCCUACCACACCCUCCAAUAUUUCUCCAGUGAAAAUAGGGACAUCCUAAGGAAAAGCAGGACAUUCCAGGAUCAAAUCAAAAUUGGAAUGGCUUCUGUAAAUCUGGAACUGUCCCUGGAAAAUAGCAACACUUGGAGGGUCUGUAUUUGCAAGGCUACAAAAUACAAGAAAGGGGUAAGCCAUACAGUGUGGGUGAUAUGAACACUGGCAAGGCUCUCACACGAUACAGCUGCAGAGUGAAAACUUUUUAAGCAGUCUCUAAUGCAACAGCCAACCAUGUAACAACAAGCCCUUAAAACUAGUGUCUUAACAGAUCAACUUCUCAGUAACACAGAGGAUGUAUAAACCUUGUAAUGCCCACCUCUUUUGCCUCACAUUUUAUUGGCUGAAAAACUAUGAAUGUAAUUAGCAGGGCUGGAGGGUUUUGUGGUUGUUGUUUUUUAAACAAUUCCACUGUGGGUGCCUGUGUGGUGAAAAGGACAAUCCACUUUUCAUUUUAAAAAUGAACAUUUAAACUAAAAUCAGGUGUGCAUGCAGCAUUUCCCUUUGUUGCCUUUAUUGCUUUCUUGUGGUCCAGCUGAAUGACCACAAAAAUGCUGCUGCUGUAAGUAACAUCUUAGUAGAACCACCCUUCCUGAAACAGAAUAACCUCUGGUACUUAGCACAAGACACACAGACACACACACCAUGUUACUUCUUAAAUAUAUCCCAUCCAAUAGUUUUACGACCACAGCAAGCAGCAUAAUGCAUUAGCACUCACUAAAUUUUGCUCACACUUAAAUCCGCUCAUCUCUUUUCAAAUCACACAUCUACCUCAUCCUUCUUCAUAUACAUACCAUUCCCUCCCUUUCCAUCCAAAUUCAUCCCGUGCCUGUUUUCCCACUAUACCUAAACACCCUCUUAUCCAAAAUCUGUAUAAAAAUGCAGCUUUCUCAGCAACUGUGAACUGGAUUAAAUCAGCCCCAACUCCCGCUCCAAAAGCAUUAACUAGAAGUACCUUUGCUCUCUACUGGAGAGCCACUCUGACAGCUAUGCACUUUAUGUACAGGCAAUCUGUUUGGGGGAUGCUGUGGUACAAACUCCUGGGCUCUCCUGCCAACAGCACACGUUGCCUUUGUCAACUCAGUUGUUAGCAACCGUCUCCAGGAAAUGCAUCAGCUCUUCACCAGCCCUAAUGAAUGAGGAAGGGCAAGAGGAGAGGAAAAAGAGAGCAGGUUACAUACAACUGAUUAGGAAGGCGUUAUGAGGAUUCCUGGGUUCUCUAAAAGGGUAAUCUAGAGGGCCAGCUAAAACAGGGGGCAAAAGUAGAAGAGGACUCCAGGGUUUAUUUGAUAAGGUAAAGCAGGGGUUGAAGGUUAUGGUGGACCCGAGAUCCAAAUGUGCUCAAAUGAGACUGCUGUCUUAGAGCCCAGAAAGAGCAAGUGAUUUUGAAUUCUCAAAGAUAAAGGGAGGUUAAAUUUGUAUGAGUUAUAGAGCAAUAGCUUCUGAAUCUACUGGGAAGGUAGUAGGGUCUAAUGAGUUAUAAGAGUCAUGAAAGUCAAACACGCAGAGAAAAGGCUUAUCUAGGAACAUCUGGUUAGUUUAGACAUUUUUUUCUCCUUUUCCUACCCUUUCUUAUACUUUGCAAUCCCUGCCCCCCAGCCCUACAUACAACAGUCCUUUAACUUUCCACCAUGCCACACAGGGUCCUAAUACUUUCAGAUGUACCUAAGGCUCUACCAGGACAUAUCAUCAUAAUUGUCAGGUCAUCUUGUUCCAUGGAUUUCUCAGGUCAGAAUGUCAGCUGCCUACAACUACUGCUGUGUGCAUUUCUAAUCACAACAGCCCGAGAAAGCAGGAAUUUAGUAGCUAUAUUUCUAUUUACUGCCCCCGCCCCUUCUCCUCAGGAAGUGCUUCAUCUGCUUAAUUUCUGUGUUCCAUGCUACAGCGAUACUUAGAAAAAGAGAUGGCAACCCCACCUAGCAUUGUAUAUUGUUGGUGGGCACCAAGUAAAUGCACCAAAGGUCCUAACUGCUUCCAUGACCUAUUGCCAGCAUGUUAUGCCAAAGCUUUAAUGUACCAGAUCCAGGACAUGAGAGUUCAGGUAUCAACCAAGUGAAGGGUCACAGCUCAUGCCAAUAUCAUUGAAGAUCAUGCUAAGACCCUGUGAGGGCAUAUGAUGUUUAGCAGCUCCAAGGACCCUAACAGGAUGUGGCAGUGCGGUGUAGUGGUUAGACUGUAAGACCCAGCAGGCCAGGGUUCAAAACUCCACUCAGCUGUGAAGCUCACUGAGCAACCUUAAGCCAGCCAUUGUUUUAUCAAUCUAACCUACCUCACAGGGUUACUCUGAGGAUUAAAUAGGGGCAGGGAAGAGCCAUAUACACCACCUUGAGCUCCUUGGAGGAAAAGUAGGAUAUAAACAUAAUACUAAAAUCCCAAUACUAAUGUGUUUGGAGGUACGCAACUACUCCAAAGACUCAGCAGGUGACCCCAAAGCCUGACCUCACCAAAGUUCUCUAUAACCAUGCCAAGGCACCUGAACCACCCCCUAGGUCCUGGUAGAUCACGCUAAACCCCCCAUGUAGCCAUGAGGCUAUGGGGCUCAGUCACACUGCAACCCCUACAAGUCAUGCCAAAUUCCUUUGAAUGUGCCAAGCCCCCCAUGUCCUGGAAGGCCACACUGGAAAUCCUGCAAAGUCACGUGACUCCGAAUUAUCAGCUCACAAUCACACAAACCCCUCAAGGUCCCCCUGCUUCUCCCUCUCCAGAUUUACUCAAACCAUACAUAGGAUCCCAGCAGUCCCUAAGCCCCACCCCUUCUGGUAAGCCCAUCCCUUUACCUUACAGGCCUGCAUUCGCACUGCGCAUGUGCGAAAUUAACAGUUCCUUCCUUCCUUCCUCCCCCCUCCCUCUCAAGCCUCUCGUUUUAGCACCCUCAAGAUUAGUUCUAGGCACAUGCGCAGUGUGAGACUUCGUAGCUGCCCGGCGCGGGGCGGGCGCGAGGCGACGUACGUAAAGGAUCGACGACGCGGGAGGGUUGCCAUGGCAACUUUCCAUCGCCAAUGGCCCUUGCCAAACCACAUCCCUCGCUCAGUUUGUCCCACUGCUGCUGGUUGCCAUGGAGACUGUUUCAGAAAGGAAGCUCGCGAGGGCUGGGAGAUAAUGAGGCACCGCGAAGGGAAAUAUGACAGGCUUUGGAUGGGGCAGGAAGAGGGCUGUUUCGGAAAAAGGGGGAACUUUGCACCAGCCCCUCGACUCUGAGGGGAAAUUUUGUAUGGAGGAGAAAUGAUUAGUAAUUUUGAUUAUUAUUUUUUGCUCGACUGGCAAAUUAUAAACUUCCCCCGCUGCCUUCCAGUUAUACAUUCAAAACUAGAAUAUUACGUUUUUAUUCAAUAUUCUUUUUGUGACUUUUUAGUGAAGGGCAGGAUAUAAUUCCCAUAUUGAUAUGGGGGAAAUGCUGGGUUCCAUGUCUACAAGUUUAUCACUUUUUACUUAUCAUUGCAUUUAUAGCCCAUCUUUUCCUCCAAGGAGCUCAUGGUAGCUUACAUGGUCUCCUCAUUUUAUCCUCAUAGCAACCUUGUAGGCAGGUUAGGGCACACUACUGAGCUUCAAAUCCACACCAUACAUUUAAGGCACUAUUAUACUACUUCAACUGUAAUGGGGGAUCCUAGGAACAGUUUUCUUAAGGGUGCUGACCUCACAGAGCUACAAUUCCCAGCACACUAAAAAAAAACCACUACAGUUCCCAAUAUUCCCCGUAACUGUUAAAAUGGUAAAAUUGUGCUUUAAAUAUAUGGUGUGGGUGUGACCUUAUAGCUGUGUGGGAAUUUGAACCUUGGCUUCCCAGAUCCUAGUUUGAUACUCUUAACCAGACAAGUUAUGUUUCUAGCCUUCAUGGUUAUGGAUGAGGAAAGGGGUAGUGGUUAAAACAUAGUUUCUAGUCCUCAUGGUUGCAAGGAGGCAAUCUUAAAACAGAAAAUGCACACAUCCUUGGGAACUGGGAGAUGCAAUAGCAUUAUAAGCAAGCCUUUUCCUGCCUCUUCUUACCCUCCCACAGAAUAAAUCAGGUUAACAUAAGAGGGCAGCCUCAGACUAUUCAGAUAGCUGGGUCGGUGUACAUCAUGGCACUGCAGUUUCUGGUUGUGGAUGACAGCUCUGCUUGGGGAACCUCACAACAUUGCAAGUCUCUAGCUCUCCCUUUAUAUGUGUGUGUCAUUCAAUACUUAAACCCAUUUUCCAGUCAAGGUGAAUGAGCAGUAUUUAUAUUUUACUAGCACACUUUCAUUAGGAGUCACACCUCUGAUGGGGUUGAUAUGUCAAGACUCCAAAAUGUGGAACUUUGGCUGAAUUUUGCCAUGGCUUUGCUUGUGUGCUCAGAGCUUGGUUUUGUAAAGUGGAGUCCUGUAAUUUUUUUGGUGUCCAAGAAUCAGGUUGGGGGAUCAGCUGAAAUAAGGGAUAGAUUAGUUCUAUGAUAGUUUUGCUCUGUGCAUGCAGAGUAGCUGGCAUUCUGAGGUGGAAGAAUUAACUAUAUUACAUCUGAAUCCUGAUGGAGGAUCCUGCACAUUGUCAAAAAAAUCCUGCAAGUAGAAAAGUAGUAUACCAGGAAGCAGACAUGGGGGUGGCCCCAUGUCCCAGGUCUUGUUUGUCAACAUAAGAAGACCUACCGAGUUCAUCAUUCUGUUCCCACAGCGACCAAUCAGAUGUCUAUGGGAAGUCUGAAAGCAGGACUUGAGUCCAACAGCACUCUCCCUAUCCAGCUUCCAUCAGCAGUGGAGAGAGAACAUACUGUAGCCAUCAUGACUAGUAGUCAUUGAUAUCCUGUGGAGCCUUGGAUCUGGUCCAUAGCUGUCAACUUACAGAUUUGAAAAUAAGGGACCAGCAGCCAAAAUAAGGGACCUGCAGCCUCACCUGUUCCAGGCACUCCAGUCUUCCUGUCCUCCUGCAGUCUGGUCAAACUCAUGCUGGUAGCUUCAAGAACACUGUCCAACCAACUUUGUAACCAGAGGUUCAACUGAAUAGAAUCUGAAUCACAUGCACCACAAGGCCUACGCAGCCUCAACUUAAGAUGGCUCCCCAGCCUGGCUUUGCACUGCAAAGUUUGCAGCAGCAUGUGCAACAAAAUGGCGUCCAGCAUUCAAACCCCCCCUCAGCUUGCAUUAACUAGCCACACACAAGGCAUGCAAGCUCCACCCCCCAGUCAUUCUUAGACUUCUUAUUGGGUGAGCAACACCCAGUGUUGGCUAAGCAACACAGUUGGAGCCUCCCACCUCCCUGGCCAGCAGGGAGGGAGGGAGGGAGAGGAGCUGCUUCCUUUGAAAUUUAAGGGACAUCAUUUAAGGGACAUCUAUCAAUAAGGGACAGCAGCGGGACAUGGCGCUGGAAUAAGGGACUGUCCCUUCAAAUAAGGGACACUUGACAGCUAUGAUCUGGUCACACACACACCCCCCCCGAAAAAGGAUAUUGCAAAGUUGGGAAAAAAUUCAGAACAGGGCAACCAAAAUAAUCAAGGGAUGAAGCAACUCCCCUAUGGGGAGGAAAGGUUACAACAUUUGGGGCUUUUUAGUUCAGAGAAAAGGUGAGUAAGAGGUGACGUGCAUAGAAGUGUAUAAAAUUAUACAUGAGAAAGUAGAGAGGAAAAAGGUUUUACUCCCUUCUCUCAUAACACUAGCAGUACCUAGCAGUGCCCUUGAAGCCUGGACUAUAAGCAUUCUCUCUAAUAUGCUAAUAGUUUCCCUUUACUUGUAGGGAGAUAUUUGGUUGGUUUUUGUUUUGUUUUGUUUUUUGUUUUAAUGUAGGAGAAGAUAAAAAAAUUGUACACCUCCCCGCCACUCCUUGCAGCCUGAAUUCUACUCUACCACUUGCCUAUUCAUUCAGAUGCCUCUUUGUAAACCAGGCAAUUAGUGGGAAUCCGUCUGGGACUAUUUUUAAACUUGUGCUAUGAUUUCCAUUUUUGCCCUUGAGCUUCACUUUACUUUCUGGAUAAAUAAAUACUUUCAUUGAAAAGGCAAUUAAUCCAGUCACUCCCUGUUCCAACUCUUCUCUUGCCAGUCCUUCCCUUCCCCGUACCUCUCAUCCACUCUACACCACAAGAACAUAUAUACGUGAUCACACACUCUUGUACUCGUAUGUUAAUUAUUCUGGAAUAGUUAACAGACUCUGGUCCUGUAACCAUGGCUAUCUCGAGUGCAUAUGCAGAAAGGUGAAAUAGAUACUUUAAAAAAGAAUGUAAUGUUUUUAAGUGCCCAGCAGGAUAGAAGCAAUCAUGAUUUGCUUAUUUAUUUAUUUAACCCCUGCUCUUCGGGAUCCUUCUGGAUGGAAAAGAGGGGUUGAACUAAAAUAAGUAAACAAGCUAUUAUAGUAUUGUUAUGGUAUAAGAGAUAGAAGAUAGGGUUCGGCAGAGGGGGAGAAAUAAAAACACCACGGAAAACAGAGUAUAUUCCAGUGUAUAUGUUAAACUUCUGAAAAUUUAAUAAAAAAAAGAAGUAAACAAACAACUGUCAUAAAUAACUCCAUCCAGAAAGGUGCACUAAAAGGCAGUAGAAAAUCCAACCUUUUACCAAUCUAUAGACACCAUGACUAUAAAUAUGGCAGGGAGGUAAGUGGGUAUGAGCAGGCCACUAAUCUGGAUUAAGUGAUCUUGAAGAUGUACUGUGGAAAAUUUCCCGCAGUUUUAAAUCUUAAAUUGUUUAUGGAUUGCAUACUUUGCAUUAACAGUAAAUUUAAAUAUUGCUAUAGGUUCUGGGUGCCAGAGUUUGUGAGUGCAAGUCACCCAUAAUUUUUGAAUUCAGUAGAAGAAUUAAAUUUAGUUCCUGCUAAUGAGCCAGGCCAGCUCCUGCAGAGCUAGUUGGAUGGGGGCUAUUGGAAGAACAGGCUGAUGAUGGCCUGUCAUUAAGUCUUCUUCUUUGGCGAUCACUCGUAGCUGAGUAAGAUUGUCUUCCAUAAACACGGUUUUAACAAUGAGUCCAUAAGUGACUGUGGAGGCCAAUUUUCUGUAUCCACACGUCCUUCCACAGUGGGGACAUUGGUUUCCGAGCGGGAGUUGAUCACAGUGUGGAUUUGCCAAGAGUGCCUUCCUCUUAGCACGUUUCUCCCUUGCAUCCUGAGUUCGAAUGUCUUCAAAGCCCAUGACACCUUUGGUAAAGGCUGUUCUCCAAGUGGAACGCUCACAGGAAAGUGUUUCCCAGUUGUCAGUGUUUAUACAGUACUACAUUUUUUUAGAUUUGCCUUGAGACAGUCUGUAAACCUCUUUUGUUGACCACCAGCAUUAAGCUUUCCAUUUUUAAGUUCAGAAUGGAGUAGUUGCUUUGGAAGACGAUCAUCAGGCAUCCGCACAAUAUGACUAGUCCAACAAAGUUGAAGAAUCAUUGCUUCAACACUGGUGAUCUUUGCUUCUUCCAGUACACUAAUAUUAGUUCACCUGUCUUCCCAAAUAAUGUGUAAAAAAAAUUCAGAGACACCGUUGGUGGAAUCUUUCAAGGAGUUGGAGAUGGCGUUUAUAAGUGGUCCAUGUUUCACAAGCAUAUAGUAAGGUUGGUAAUACAAUAGCUUUGUAAACAAGCGUUUUGGUUUCCCUGCGAAUGUCCUGGUCCUCGAACACUCUGCACUUUGAUCGGGAGAAAGCCACACUCGCAGAGCUCAGGCGAUGCUGGAUUUUGGCAUCAAUGCUGGCCCUUGUGGAAAGAUAACUGCCUAGGUAGGAGAAGUGAUUGACAUUUUCCAAUGUUACACCAUUGAGUUGGAUUUGUGGCGCUGCAGAGGGGUUAUUUUGUACUUGUUAGUGCAGCACUUUGGUUUUUUGGAUAGGCCAAUAUUUUCGUAAGCUUCUGCAAAGAUAUUUAGGAUGGUUUGGACUUGGUCAUCCUCUGAGUGUGCACACACUACUUUGUCAUCAGCAUACUGAAGCUCUAUGAUGGAAGUUACUGUAACCUUACUCUUUGCUUUCAGCCUGCUCAGAUUGAAGAGCUUUCCAUCUGUUCGAUACAUGAUUUCUACUCUGGUGGGGAGUUUCCCUUCGACAAAGUGUAGGAUCAUGGCAAUGAAAAUAAUGAACAGAGUUGGGGCAAUAACACAACCCUGUUUAACACCUGAUCCCAAUUAAAACCAUCAACAAGGCAAAAUACUCUGAUACAGAGAGGAAAUACUCCACUCUGAUCUCUAGGUAAUUAACAAAAGAUAGUACCAGAGUUGGGAGGAGAAAGUUUCCAGGGUUGUAGUGGGCAAUAAUAUAAGCAAACAGGAAAGCAAACAGUGUCCCUUUUGCAAACUGGAGGGGAUAGGGCAGAGCAUGAGGUGGGUAAUCUGUUUUCUGCUGCAGAGAGGGUGAGACACAAUGUUUAGGGUCUCUUGGAAUCAAAGGCUGCAGCAAUGGAAGGAACAGGGCUCCUUUAGGAUGUGAAUGUUCUGCACUCUCUCCAUCUAGGCUUAGGUUGUAUAUAUGUGUAAAUAAACCAUAUAUCAUAAAGACGCCACAGUCUCUGCUGUGUCUCAUUAUCCAAAAGGAAAUACAGACCCUGGAAAGCAUGCCUGGUACCCCUGGAAUCUCACACCGCUCAGACAUUGGGCGGUGUGUAACAAGAUGUUGAGCCAUUUAGUGUGGGUGGGAGGGAAUUCCCCCCCCCCUUUUUUUGAAUUUUGUUUCAUUACAGAGUUUUCUGCAAAUAAUUAGCUUCCCAUACCUUGGUCGCUUCCAGAUUGCCUGUUUAUUGAGCACUCAUGCUGAUUUGUGUUAUUGAAUCUUGAAGUGCCCAUCCUACAGUCCAGUUUCGCACCUCAAGGGUAUGUUAGAAAUAUUUACACAUUCUGGAGUAGUGAAUAUGCUGCCAGAACAGUCCUCCCUUUUCCUUUUUCCCUUUUGUGGAAAAUAAAGUACCCUAAACUGCAAAUAAGUUGUCAUAAGUAAUCUGAGCUUUAAUUUCUUCAUGAUUUUUUCUACCACUGCUAGGAACCAUAAAUUGGAUUACAACUGUUGAUACUAUUAAUCAUGCAGCUAUCAACAUACAAGAAAUGAAUUACUUGUGUUAAUGUCUAUGUUAACGCCUCACAAAAUUUUUAACAGACUGUGUACACACCAUACAUUUAAGGGCACACACACAAAUUCUGGGAUCUAUAGCUUAUCCCUCACAGCUUCAGUUCUAAGCACUCUUUGAAAACUAUGGUUCCCAGGAUUAUUUGGGAGAAGCCAUGUGUUUUAAAUGUAUGGUGUAUGCACAGCCUUACGCUGAUGUAAUAUUUACAUUUUGUUGCAUGAUACAAUUUACUCUUUAAAUGUCAGUUCCCAAAACAAAUAAUUCUGCCCCAUUUGUAUCUUUUCUUGCUCUCCCUUCAAUAAGCUAACAGCUACGUACCUAGGUUUCUAGUGUAAUCCCAUGUAUAUUUAAAUAGAAAUGUUCUACGGUAUUCAGGGCAGCGUACUCCCUAAUAAGCUAUUGCUGCUCUAGGUGUGCCCUUGGAUUCCACCUGAUUUUGGUGCCCCAUUGUGGAAGUUGUUAAUGUGAGGCAGAGAAGUAUCAGACCUGGAUAGAAUGACCCAGUGGUGAAAGAGAGGUAGUCUACGCAUGCUUGGGGAUACAUUCAUUUUAUGAAUACUUUGGGGCUGGAUCACCAUAAUUGUUUUGGGAAGGAACUGUGCUGAGCCUUGGCUCAGAUACAGCCCUCGUUACUUCAUUGGAUGGAUGGAUGGAUGGAUGGAUGAUGAGGCCCAGGCCCAGUAAAUUUUAGACUGUCCUAGGAAUACAAUAACCCAGAUAAUUGGACUAAUGGUAGAAUCAGGACAGAUUGGAGAAAGCACUUCUUUAUACAUUUUAUAAUUAUUAUAUAAAAUGUAUAAUAUCAGGGCUUUUUUCAGCCAGAACUCCCUGGAACUCAGUUCUGGCACCUCUCAUGUGGGCACCAUUGCCCUUAUAAGAGAACAAGGGAGGUGUUCAUGGUGAGUUCCGGCACCUCUUUUUCCAGAAAAAUAGCACUGUAUAAUAUGUAUUAUUGAUUGCAACAAUAAGCAGUGAUGGCCACUUCACUGUCUUAGGACACUUCCAGAGAGUCACUGUGGGACUCCAUCACAUACCAGCAAAUUCAGGUUGUGCAGUUAAAGCUUAUGUGGUGGAGCCCUUGCACAACAGACCCCAAACUCCAAAAAAUCUGAUUGUUUUUAUAAUAAGGAAAAUGAGGGGGGAAUGCACUGGAUAGUGUGGGGCAAGAUUUGCUUAACCUCCCCACAGGCAAGGCAGAAGAGUGCUCAAUCAACAGAUUGUCUGGAAAUGACCUUACGUGUGGGUUAAACCACAGAGCCUAGGACUUGCCGAUCAGAAGGUCGGCGGUUCGAAUCCCCACAACGGGGUGAGCUCCCGUUGCUCGGUCUCUGCUCCUGCCAACCUAGCAGUUCAAAAGCACAUCAAAGUGCAAGUAGAUAAAUAGGUACCGCUCCGGUGGGAAGGUAAACGGCAUUUCUGUGCACUGCUCUGGUUCGCCAGAAGCAGCUUAGUCAUGCUGGCCACAUGACCUGGAAGCUGUACGCCGGCUCCCUCGGCCAAUAAAGUGAGAUGAGCGCCGCAACCCCAGAGUCAGCCACGACUGGACCUAACGGUCAGGGGUCCCUUUACCUUUACCUAGACAAGUAAACUGAGCAUAGGUCUGUUAAUGGUCAUUAGUAAUCAAAGCUGCUCAGAAACAGUGGAGAGCCAGCCCCCUGCUUGUGGUCUUCUUAGGGGCAUCUGAUUGGCCACACUCAGAAAUGGGAUGCUGAACUAGAUGGAUAUUUGACCUGACCCAAUAGGACUCUUCUUAUAUACUUUCUAGCUUUUCUUUCCUAUUCCAGUAAACAUAUUUUCCUUCCAAGGCUCCAAGGUUGAAUAUGAUUGCAGUACUUCAUUAAAGAUUAAACGGAGACCAGGUUUUCUUCUCCCUCUACAAGUAGCAUAGCAAAAGAAGGAAGAUGGAGUUGUCUGUCCACAGUUACUACAGGUAUGGAGAGUUAUUAUAUUCUUUUAAGCUUUGUACAGGAAUGCCAGAGUGUAUCUCUUUGCCUUUUGUGACUUUUUGGCCCCUCUUUACAUUUCUGACCCCUCUGUGGGUGCUUCCAGACUGUCGCUAAAACGAAAUUCAAUCACAAAUGAGUAAAUUCAGGUUGUGUAUUUAUAGCUGAAUGAGAGGUCUUGUGCAGCUUCUUUGAGUCAAAUCCCCCCACGUUUUCUUUCCAGUAAGGUGAAAGGGAAACGUACUGGAAAGUGUGGGAUAACACUUGUUUUUGCACAAUGGUCAUCCAACCUCUCCUCCAUCUAACUUCCCUGCAAACAAAUCGGGAUGAAUGUCCAAAAGCUGGUCUGGCAAGUCCACACAGAGGAUAAUUCUGAAGAUAAUUCAUUUGAAGAAGUGGGUUCCAGUCCACGAAAGUGCAUGUCACAAUAAACUUGUUGUGUGGCACGGGUUGGGGGGGGGUCCAGUAAUAGGAAAAGACCCCCCUUUUCACCUGGCCAGUGCUUCUGUGUCUUAAUAGUUUCGUGACAGGCAGAUAAAGGUUCCCCCCACCCCACCCCACCUCCCUUUCCGGACAAGAAAGUGAAAUGGUGAAAAAGACUGAGUGGUUUCUUCCUUUCGUGCAGACCGAGCCCUUGUCAGCCAGGAAGAAAAGCGGCAAAAGAGACACGACACAACUGGAGGAGGGGCGCUACAAUUUUCAAGAAGUCGGGCCCCUCCCAAAUGAGCCACCCUUCCCCAACUCCGUUCUUCGGGGCAACUGGCCAGCCACGCGCUCUCUGGUCCCACCCACGUGGACCUUUGCCAAGGGCAGGGCUGGGUAAGCCUGGUGCGAUGUGGAUGAGCUAAACUGGGGAAUUCUGUGUGUUUUUUUAAUCCAAGGAGGGGGUGAAGAGAGGAAACUUCAGGAGCAACAAGAGCAGCAGGAAGCUGCCUCCAUCCUAGACCCUCCAUCAGCACCUCCAGGUACCUAUCCAACGGGUCAGGGGGAAAGUUGGGUGCCAAAACUCCUGGGUUCUCGAGGGAGAAUUUGGGAAACGAGACCUUGGGAAAGGGGGAGGGGGGUUAGAGCAGGGUGCUAGGUAGGAUCCCAUAAUAUUCCCGUUUGGCGGUGGGAAGAGAGAUCGAGAGAUCUCGCCAGUUAGGCUCGGAAGAGCUGACAGCCAGAUUUUUUUUUUUUUUUUUUUAGGAAAUAGAAAGGGAUUUGUGAGAAUUGAACGGGAGAGGCAUCAAUUUGACGCCUGGGGCUGGGGCUGGGGGGGAGGAGAAGCCUUAGCAAACCACUCCCCUCUGUCAGAUUGCCAGCCCCUCCCUCUGCUCUAACCCUCUGGACCCCGCGUCCUCUCCCCAAAAUCCUCUCUUUUUCGCCCGCUCGUCGCUAUGAUCCAUUUCCUUCCCCAAGAGAAUUCAGGGAGCCUUCCUUCGGACACACGACCCGAUCGCUCCAAGCUCCCUUAGCAGCGCUUUUUAGAUGGAGUCCGAUCAAUACAUUGCUUAGGCCGAUACACGAAGGUCGUUGUAAAAGGCAAAUUUUGCAAAUGGAGGGUAGCCCCCCCCCCCAAUAAAGCUCACCCAGCUCCACCUCCUGAAUCGUCCACGUUUUAGCCAACUCACGGCGCACCGUAAAAGGGUAGCUGCGAAACUUAAAACAAAAGCCGAGGGGGCGGUGUUCCCUCCCCAGCCCCCCCAUUGAGACUCCUGCCUGCCUUGAAUAACAAGGUGCUUGAGGUGUUGGAAAUCACGGAACCUCUCAGAUCCCCAGAUGCUGCCCCUUCUCCAAAGUAGUGGGUAUUGCAUUUCGGGAUAAUGUGAUACCUUAUGGGGGUGCGUGUUUCUUCCAAAAUGGGUUUCCUAGCAUCCUAUAUACUUCAGUUAUUUACCCUAAGCUCAACAUACUCUGCUACUACAGCUGACAAAACCCAGCCUAGGUUUCUAAAGGGCCUUUUCAUGUAUGAGGUUUAAGAUUAAACUGGAUGGUGAUAAUGGAAAAGUAAAUGCUGUUGUUGGUCUCUCUUCCAGUUUUUAUUCCCCAUUUGCAAUUUUCAUGUGCAGCAGAAAUGAGAUGCUGAAAUACCUUUAAUUGUGUGAAAAUUACCCCAGGCCUUAAACUGAUGGAGAUAUACAUUCCUAAAAGAUAUAUCUAGGACAAUGAUUUUGGUUUUUUUGUAUUUGUUUAAAGUAUUUUGUAUCUGUUUAAAAAGUAGACUAAUGCAGCAAUCCUAAUCAAGACUACUCAGAAGUAAGUCCUGCUGAAUUCAUUGGGACUUAUUCCCAGGCAAGUGGGACUAUGAUGCUGCAGUCCUGUGCACAUUUGGAAGUACCAGACCAUAAGACACACCUAGUUUUUGGAGGAGGAAAACAAGGAAAAAAAUAUUCUGAAUCUCAGAAGCCAGAAUAACAAGAGGGAUGGCUGUGCAGCGAAAGCAGCGAUCCCUCUUGCUGUUCUGGCUUCUGGGAUAGCUGCGCAGCCUGCAUUCGCUCCAUAAGACGCACACACAUUUCCCCUUACUUUUUAGGAGGGAAAAAGUGAGUCUUAUAGAGCAAAAAAUACGGUAAGUCUCACUGAAGACUUACCCUUCUGAGUAAAGUUAUGCAGGAUUGUGCAGUGUUGCUACACUCCUAAACAACUUUUCUUGGAUUCAGCCCCAUCAAACUCAGUGGCGCUUGCUUCUGAAUGUGCAUACUUAGGACUGAAUUGUAUUGUGCCCUCCCCAUUUUGUGAAUUCUAAUAUGUUUUUUUACACCCUUUAUUUUGUGGAUGCUUGUUUAUUCUUAACACUGGUUUUAGUAUCCUCACAGAAAAAAGAAGUAAGUUAUUCUAAAGAGCUCUUCUGUGAUCAAGCAGUUUAAGUUGCCUAUCCAUGCAUUCUGACCUCUCUGCCUAGGAGCCAGAUGUUAAUUGCCAGUGUCAGAAAAUUUUAGUGACAUAUGUGUAUGUGUGUUGGCAGUGUUCAAAAGAGGAGUGCCUUUUCAAUCUGGAAUGAGUCAUUUGCAAAUGUUAUUCAUAGGAAACGAAAAGCAGAAGAGAAUGUUUUUUUCUUUAAAAAAACUCCCAAAUAUAAAUUCUAGUCCAUAUAGCUUUCGUAUUCAGUUCACAAAUUAAGGGCAUGCACAUACAAUUUAAAAAGUUGGGGGAAGCUAGAAUAAUUUUACAGUUUUGUAGAGGAAGCAGAAUAGCGUGAAAACCUAGUCAUGUGGUGCAUGGUAAGAUACCCAGAUAGCAGAGAAACAUAUCAACCCAAGCAGAUACCAAAAGUCCUGUCUCUCACAGCUAGCAUAUGUUCUCAUGGCACUUCAAGUUGCUUUGAGUUUACAUUUUAGUAAAAAAAAGAGCAACUAAUAAGUGCAAUACAUAAUAAUAAAUACCGGUAAUAAUAGGAGCGACUUAUCCUUCUAUGUAUUAUUAUCCUAAAAUAAAAUGAAAAUGGUUCUUUUUCUGCCUUUUUUGUAAGGCAGGCACUGGAUUCCUUAUUUUUCAAAGCUAGGAAUGGCCUUAAGUUGGCUGCUGUGGGAAAAUUCAGAAGUAUGCAGUGGCGUAGCUAGCCGCUCGGGUGCCUGGGGUGGCGCACACCCCAUUUGCACUAUCAAUUUCAUGCAGUGUUAUUCUACUUCAAACAGUCAUGGCUUCCCCUGAAGAAUCCUGGAGACAGUAGCUUGUUAAGGGUGAGGAGAGUUCUUAGGAGAUCCCUAUUCCCCUCACAGAGCUACAAUUCUCAGCAUGGUUUAACAACUCAAUGCCCUCUUCCCAUGGAACUCUGGGAAUUGUAGCUCUCCUAACAUGCACUCUUAACAAACUACAGUUCUUUUGUGGGACUCCUUCUGGGAAGCUGUGACUCUUUAAAGUGCUACUGCUUCAAAUGAGAGCAUUGAAGUUUAACUAGGAGCUAGAAUCUGUUAAGUUUUCUGCGAUGGGAUCUUUUUGGAAACAGAUGAAAGACCAGGAGGCAGAAUUUGUGGAUCUGGAAGGAGAAUGGACUGGGCUUAAUUUGAACCAGGAUUCAGUCCAAGCACUUUGUUUUCAGUACCAGGCCAUGAUAUAGGACUUCAAUACUUUACAGUGGGGUGGGUGGGAGGGAUGUGUGUGUCAGACUUGGAGGCCAAAGCUCACCUUCCAGACUUCUCUAUCUGGCCCCUGUGACUUUACCUAGAUCACACCCUCUUACCUCAGGCCACACCCUCUCACCAAAUUUACUUCACAUCCCUUUUGAGAGUUUUUGCCUGGCUGGAAUGUGUCAUUGAGCUCUGAUAAUGCCUCCUGCUUGCCUAGGUGGAGGCUGGAGCAGGGUGUGAGGGUCAGUGUAGAAAGUAGCUUGAUGUACACAGGUAAAAUUUACAUGAAUUGCUCAGCCACUUUUGCUUCUGGUUCCACGUGGCACUGGCAUGUGGUCCCCAGAAAAGAAUGUGGCCUGGCGGCUGAGAAAGUUCUCCCAUCCCUGUUUUAUAGGUUAAGCCACUCUAGGGAUUGUAGCUCCAUGUGGGUCUCCUAACAACUCACAGCACCCUUAGCAAACUAAAGUCCCCAGGAUUCUUUGGGGGAAGCUGUGACUGUUUAAAGUGGUAUGAUCUUGCCUUAAAAGUCAAUUUAAGAAAUUAACUACUGAGAAAAUGUAGUCAGAAACUGUAGGUUUGUUGCUGCUGCUGGCUUUUAUUAUUAUUAUUAUUAUUAUUAUUAUUAUUAUUAUUAAAAACCGACCUCAUGUUUGCAACUUCCUUUUGCCUUUCUUGCUGCUCUGCAAUUUCUGAUGUAUACCAUCAGGAUUCCCUCGCUGGUAUUUGAAAGGCAGGGCCCCUUGGUGGGACUGAAGGAGGCGGCAGCGACACAGCCAGGCUGUUGCUACCUCCACCCCUGGCAUGCCCAGGGCUCACAUGACUCUGCAACAUCUGGAUCACAUUAGGGCAAAGCCUAAAGCCACAGGAAUGUGAGCUGGGUGGAUGAGCCCAGCUCCUUGCUUCUCUGGGCUGGAGGGGGCUGGGAAAUACGGCGUGUCCAAGGAGGGGCUCGGAGCUCUAGAUAUCUCCAGACAGACCCAAUGAGGUGUGGGUAACAGCUAGACAGAAAUGUACAAUAUGUGCUUAGAAGCUGGGGCUUGGGAGUCCUCUGGGAGUGAUGCAGUGGGUGAGAAUAGUGGGCCUGAGCCUCAGGACUCCUCCUGGCUUCUCUAAGUGGGUUGUGGCAGGGGAGACAGGCCUGCUGCGAGUCAAAGACUUUGGGGGAAUGGGAUCUACUAGUUUGAGCGGGGGAGGGAGUUAGAAUGGGAAACCAGGGGCCCUUACAUUCCGGAGAAGGAACAGUGGUGUCUAGCUGCUCAGGCUGGAGCUGGAAAGAUUUCUGAGUGAAGAAGGUGGGAGGUCUGGAGUUGGAAACUCUGUUAAGAUUUAAUCAGAUUUUGGACACCCUCACCUAUCCCUAGUAUUAAGUGCAGAAAACAGGUUGUUGUUUUUGUUUUGCAAGGGUUUGUUUAAUGCUGCCCACCCUUCUCUCCCCAGCUUCCAGCUGCCAAGAUGAGUUUCCUUCUCUUCGCAGUCACUGCCCUCCAUGUCCUCAUUCUCAUCUUACUCUUCGUCGCCACGUUGGACAAGGUGAGAGAACGCAGAAGCUCUCGCUCCCGGUCCAUCUUGUUUUACUCCUCUGUUUUAGGUUUGUUCAGCUGGUAGCCUGUUGUGAGCCAGAUCUGGCCCUCGGAAGCAACUUUUUAUUGGCCCCGUGCCUCAGUGGGCAUACCAAUCCUUAAUCCAGGUGUGGUAAACAAUUUCAUUCACCCUGGAAGCAACCAAUCUCUCUGUGUGCCAUGUCAUGUGAUUCUUACUACAUUGUUCUUGCGUGCUGCCUAUCUGGGGAGAUCUUUCAUAAAGCCCAUACUGCUAGGUGGUGCUGAAUUCAUUAUUACAGAGCCUACCAUCUGUGAUAGACCCUGGAGCUGGUCUGGAGAAUAGAGAAGCCCCGACUGAAAGUAUUGAUGCCGGCUGUCUCUUCCUGCUCUGGAUCCCGAAUUCUCCAAGGGCCCAGACCAGCCCUUAGACUUCUCCAUAGUCCUCCCCUGCCCCACCCUCACAAAAAGGGAUAGUCUGAAGGUUUCUGAAGGUGCUAAAGGAAAUUGUAGAUUCACUGAAGCUCUCCAACUUAUUGCAUAGUAGCAUGUUUCAAGUACAUGAAACCCAUCAGAGGGUUGUAGGCCACCCAGAGUGGCUGGUGAAAUCCAGCCAGAUGGGUGGGGUAUAACUAAUAACUGUAUUAUUAUUAUUAUUAUUAUUAUUAUUAUUAUUAUUAUCAUCAUCAUCAUCAUCAUCAUCAUGAUGUUAUCACAUCCCUCCUGAAUGAGGCAUUUAAUCUUUGGGAACAUAAAGUUAAUUUAUUGCAGAGGAUAGCUUUCUUUAGAAUGGGAUUUCUGCCUUUGACAUGGCAUAUAAUAGGCUGCAAUCCCAACACCAUUGACUUGCAGGCAGUGCUUUUUUCUGGGAGGACGCAGGGGCACGCAUACACAUUUUGUGAAUCUAACUUUAGCCUCAUUGAGGGGCAGUAUUUCAUUCAAUAUGAGUAGGAAAAUGAGAGUAUCCCUAAACAUUUUUUUAAAAAAGCACUGCUUACAGGUAUGCCUCACUGAAUAUAAUAGGAGUUACUUUUGAGUAGACAUGGUUAGGCCUGUGCUGCUACGUGAGAAAUUGGAGCCAAUUUUCUUUAGUACUUUUUGUGCUUUGCCUCCUUUAUUUUGAUCUCAAUAUUGAUUUUUAUUUUUAUUUUUGGUUCUGUACUGCUUUAUUCUGGUCCCUGGAGACAAAAAAAGGAAAGGGAAGAAGAGUCCUAAUUUUAUUUUGGUGUGUCUUAAUUUGGCAGCUGUAGCCUUGGAAUCUUUUUGACACUUCUACUCCUGACUCAAGGUGUUUUGUUAACUUUUUAAACUGAUAAUUGUGCUAGAGCCUGCAUCUUCAGCCAGUGUUGGGGGUGGAUACACAAUUUAUUCACCAACCGUGUCUGUGUGUACUUCAUUGUCUUCGUUAAGCCCUGACGUGUGUUUCCCCGAGAUGACAGCUUACUGAAAAUGAAAAUGGAAUGGCACACCCAUUAACAUAAGUUAUGGUCUGUACUGUAAGUGUGGGUGUUUCUUCUGCUUUGUACAGGCUAUUUACAUUUGUCAUUAUUCUUUUAUUUGUGCAAAUAAUUCAGAUUUGAUGCCAUACAAUACUCACCUUACAAAAAAAGGAACAAUUAAAACUCAGACCUUGUGUAGUUGAAUCCCCAGGUUUUUAUGGUGUAUCUGGGGGUGAAACAACACAUUAUGAGGCUAACUUUGCAUUUGCUUCAUCAUUGGAGUCAGGGGUUUUUUCAAGGGAGAAUCUGUAGGUUAGAUUCCUAACCAUUCCCCAAUCUGUCCACUCUCCCCUGCAGCCCUUUGGCUGCCCCCACUCCAUUCCCUCGCCUUAGAAAAUAAGGUCCUGCUGGGGUGGGAAAGAGAAGCAAAGAUAAAUUAUGGAGGAGAAUCAGUGAAUGAGAGAACAGUUAAAAAUGCUUCCCCUCCCACGCACUCAUUUUCCUUGCCCCACUUCUACAUUACUUUUAAAUAGAAAGCAUGGGUUUGCAAUCAUACAUAUAUAUUUAUUUAUUAUAUAUGCAGUGCAGCUUAUUAGGACAUCUCAGACAAACCACCCUCUCUCAAACUUCAUCCCCAAUCUGCAGUAGGGGGAUAAUAACACACAGUAAAGAAGGGCAGUAGCAUUAGCGCUGGGAAUUUAGGCACAGUGAGUUACUGACCCCAUAAUACAGUGAAGCCUGCACUCUCCACUCCUGCUCUUCCUUGGACUGGGGCACACCCUGCUGCAGGCCUGCAUUAGGAGCCCUGCCAGUGAGUUGUCCAGGAAACUGUUUAAUAAACCACAUACCUUUCCAAUACCUAUGUAGAACCCAAAUUCUCAAGGCUCAACAAGCAACGCAAGCCCCCGGUUAUUCAUGAUGGUGUAGUACAGUGGAACCUCAUGUUACGUACCGUCCUCCUUGCGAACGCUUUGGGUUACGAGCUCCGCUAACCCGGAAAUAGAUGCUCCAGGUUGCAAACUUUGCCCUAGGAUGCGAACAGAAGUCGCGCUCUGGCAGGGCAGCAGCAGCGGGAGGUGCCAUUAGCGAAAGCGCACCUCAUGUUAUGAAUGGUUUCGGCUUGAGAACGGACCUCCGGACUGAUUUAAGUUCGUAACCAGAGGUACCACUGUAUAGCAGUGAAGAGACUUAAGAUACAUAUCAGAAAGUCUCCAGUUCUGCUCCCACAUCUGCCAUGCUCAUUGAGUUUAAACCACCACUCUCUUCCACCCUCUGUAGCUUUGACUCCCUCCCACAACUACAAAAUGGGGAUAAUAGUACUGACUUACCUUACAAGGUUGUAGCGCUUUACUGGACUACAACUCCCAGCAUCCCUGACUACCAGCAGGGCAGGGGCUGAUGGGACUUGUAGUCCAACAACAUGUGGAUGGCCACCGGUCAGCCACCUCUGCUGUAAAGAUUGCAAACAACAGUGUCUAUGAAGUGCUAUAAACAUAGUGCUAUAUCAGCCCUGUGUGUGUUUACUAUUAAUUGGUGCACCCAUGAAAAUGUACUAUAUGAAUGAAACAAACACGUUUGGAAACACACAUUCAUACAGAUACCCUUGAGUGCCAUGAUUAAUGCUAGUUCCCGCUUAUGUGGUCGCAAACGCAUGUUUGUUGCUAUGUUAGGUGUGGAAAGGCCUUGGGAAAACCAUUACCUUGGUGCUUAUCACUUUCCAGUUUGCUCUCAAAAGUAAACUCCCUUUGAACUUUGAAAACUAGUCUUCCAAGCAUGUCCAGUAAUGUUAUCAGCCCACUGGCCACACUGACCUGUGCAAGCCCUUGGUGGUAGGAAAUAACAGGCUUUUCUAAAGUUUUGCUGACUGCUUGGUUGGAGUCAGUUCUUACUUGGCUUCCCCGAUGGAAAAGCUCAGCCAGCCAGCCAGCCAGCCCUCCUUGGAGGCCUGCUUCUAAAAUCUCCGUUGUAAUUCUCUUCCAGUCUUGGUGGGUCCGGCCCGACAAGGAAACCGUGAACAUCUGGUAUGAGUGCACACUUAAUAACCACACCAACACCUGGGUCUGCAAAACAGUCUCUGACAGUGGUGAGUACCGCAAAGGCUAUUGCACAUCAUAUUAACUGCUGCUUCUCUACUGCAUGUAUAUAGUCUCCUCCUCUCUCAUCACCCCCAUACUUAUCUUUCCCCCACAGCAUGGCUUCAGGCAGUCCAAGCCUUCAUGGUUUUAAGUCUUCUCUUCUCCAGCUUAGCCUUCAUUAUCUUCAUGUGCCAACUCUACACCAUGAAGCGGGGAAGCCUGUUCUACGCCACUGGGAUCUUCCAGAUACUUACAUGUAAGUAUGGUGUGGUGAUUUGCUGUUUAGAGACCAGUUUAAUUAGCUUGCGGCGAGUAGUAACUCUCACAGGGAGAGACACAGCAUAGGAGCCAGAAAGGAAGUACAGUAAUACUUUGGAUGGGGAGAAGUAUGAGUGCAGCCUGGGGUAAAGCAGUGUGAUGGAGGGGGGCAUGUAUAUGUGUAGGAGCUGCUCUUGUGAGGAAGUAGUGAGGACAUGUAGGAGGAAGAGCCAUGCAGGUAUACCAUAAGACCCAGCAACACCAAAUUGCUAAGUAUACUACCACUUUUGGGGUAAUUCCACUGGAUAAAUCUGAAAUAUGUUAUCGUUCUCUUCUCUUCGAUGUUAUCAUAAAAUAUGCUGAGAUGCAAAGUGCAGAUUCCAAUAUGGAUGCCGGUGAGAUUUAUGCCUUGGGAUUUCAUUGUCACGCUGCAAAGGGAUCGCACAUUUAAAGCGCAUGGCUUUAAUCUAUGGUAUACAUCUCAAAGAGCUACAAUUCCCAGCACCCUUAACUACAGUUCCCAGGAUUCUUUGGGGGGAAGCCAAGAGCUUUAAAUACCUGGUGAAGAUGUGAGCAUUGAAUGCAGCUUUAGGUAGUAAGAUGUAGCUAACAGGGAUCCAGUGCUAAUUGUCUGCUUGGAUCUGUUUCCAGCUAUCUCCGUGUUCACAGCUGCCGUGAUCUACACCACCCACGUGGAACAGUUCCAGGGUGGCCAAUCACCGGGUGGGUCUUUUGGUUACUGUUUUGUGCUGGCGUGGCUGUCCUUUCCUUUGGCUCUUAUCAGUGGAAUCAUUUACAUCCACCUUCGGAAAAAGGAGUGACCAUCAACUGGAUGAUCUCUCCCAUUUGCCUUGGAAGGAGCCCUGUUCUCCUCUGAAUUUAGCUAUGUAUUAACUCUUUGCAGUUUUCAAAGGCAGUUAUGGUACAAAAUCCUAUGCGAUACAUGGAUUGGUCCACUGGGGUUCUGCAUUGUGAGUGUAUCACCCCUUGUUUGCAUGUUAUCAGGUACUUCCACAUAAUACAGCAAGUUAAAGGGGUGUCAUCUUGCACUUGGCAUUUCCCAGGGCUCUUCUAUUUUUCAGAUUUGGCAAAAAUUGAAAUACACAUUAAAACUCAAACUUGCAAACAUUUCUAGCAUUCUUUUUUCCUUUUAAUCCCCAUUUUUAAAAAUGGUGGAUUGAAUAUGUUUCUUGUGGGGUUUUUUUUAAUAAAAAAAAAAUCAGUGUUCUUUCCACAUUUGCAGCUUGGAAGCUAAAAUAUCAAACGUGGGGGGGACGGACCCUAAUAAAUUCAUUGAAAGAACUGAAACCACAAAAAUCGUAGAAAGUAGGACUUCAUCACGUUGUCCAUACAGAACUGAUUGUCAUGAAUUGAAAAAUCUGCAACUCUCUCUUGUUUCUCAACUGCUGGGACAUUAUGCACAGAGCCUGAUGAUAGCAGAGUUUGAAAUUGGUCAUUGAGAUCACCACGAAAAAUGAAUUUCAUCUUCUGAAUUUCAACCAUGAAACAUAAGGGCAUUUUUGCAUGUGCUGUUACACGCACUUUAAAUCAUGUAUUUUUAGGUUUUCACCUAAGACAUUUUAAGUGACAGCCUAAAAAUGCGAGGUGUGAUUUGGACAAAACCAUUUGCUAAUACUUGCAAAAUACCUGCCCACUGUUCAGGGAGUCACAAGUGAUUAUAACUCCCCCUUGAGUCAACCUUCAGUAACAAACCCCCAUUUUUCUGCAGAAUGUGUUAAAAUGACCCUGGUGAGAACUCAGAUAGCAUCACUUUCCUCUUCCCCUCCAGCCAGUAACUACUUUAAAGGAGUAUCUCACCACCCCCCCAGUCUGAGGUUAUACUCUGUACUUUCCCCAAAACAGCAUAGGGUGAGGUAUUUAAGCUAAUCAUAUCCACCAUCCUUCUAAAGCUGGGAGGAUUAAUCCUGCCUUCUUGCCCCAUAGCAAUUACGCACAAAAUAUUUGGAAAACAUGGGAAAGAUUUUGCUUCUCCAGUAGCCUUACCAAGCAGCCUGCUUGCAAGUUAUUAAAAACGGGUUCCUUCCAAUGAUAUUUCUGUAACAGUAUUAUAUAUGUGCUGGCUCCCCCAAAGUCCCCUUUCACCUUCUUGACCUGGCCUUUUAAUAUUUUAUACGCAUUUUAAGAAUAAAAGAAAACCUAAUAAACAAAAUUCAGCAG
Podarcis lilfordi (Lilford's wall lizard) is the source of this 28811-nucleotide messenger RNA. The record is from the annotation of a GenBank genome assembly. Lineage: Eukaryota; Metazoa; Chordata; Lepidosauria; Squamata; Lacertidae.